CUCAUCAAUCCGGGGACAUGACCGGCACGCCCGGCGCCGCUGCCUCCCGGGAUGGCGAGGCCCACGAGCGCUCCCCUCCCUGCAGUCCGAGCUACGAUCUCACGGGCAAGGUGAUGCUUCUGGGAGACUCUGGUGUCGGCAAAACCUGUUUCCUGAUCCAAUUCAAAGAUGGGGCCUUCCUGUCCGGGACCUUCAUAGCCACGGUCGGCAUAGACUUCAGGAACAAGGUGGUGACCGUGGAUGGCACCAGGGUGAAGCUGCAGAUCUGGGACACGGCAGGGCAAGAGCGCUUCCGCAGCGUUACCCACGCUUACUACCGAGAUGCUCAGGCCUUGCUCCUGCUGUAUGACAUCACCAAUAAGUCCUCCUUCGACAACAUCCGGGCCUGGCUCACAGAAAUUCAUGAGUAUGCCCAGAGAGAUGUGGUGAUCUUGCUGCUAGGCAACAAGGCAGACGUGAACAACGAAAGGAUGAUCCGAGUGGAGGAAGGAGAGACACUGGCUAGGGAGUACGGGGUCCCCUUCAUGGAGACCAGCGCCAAGACGGGCAUGAACGUGGAGUUAGCCUUUCUGGCCAUUGCCAAGGAGCUGAAAUACCGUGCAGCGCGGCAAGCCAGUGAACCCAGCUUCCAGAUACGCGACUACGUGGAGUCGCAGAAGCAGCGCCCCAGCUGCUGCUCCUUCCUGUGACUCCCGAGGGGCGGAGCCGAGGCCCUCUGGGAGGCAGUGUCUCCCCUACACUGGCCGACAAUGAGCAGUCCAGCCAAGGGGGAGCGCUGAGGCCCCCACCGCACAGUCCCGGCCCCCAAGGGAGCUGUCCUCCAGCUCUCACCCCAGCUGUCACCCCAGCUCCUGUACCGUCUUACCUCCCAGGAGCCGGUAAAAUAGUUCACAUUUUAUCAGAAUGACACAUAAUACCAAAAAACAAAGGCACCGGCGUGCCCAGAAAACCUUUCCUCUCUGCGUACUUGGGACUCAGGUAAUGAAAGACUGGGUUUCCCCCACUAGCAACAAGGCUGGUAGUGCCCAGUUGAGCGCCAGAUGACAUGGAUGCCCUUCCAGGGUGUGAGGGCAGGUAGAGGCGGUACCCCAACCCUCACUUCCGAGGGAGAGGCUGAGCAGACCCCAAUCUUCACUUCCUCCAGCUCCCCAGGAAAACAGCCUUCCCCAGCAAGAUGGGUCCUGGUACUGGGAGCUAGACCAAAGCCUCGGGGAAGGCAAGAGCUGUUGCCCUUGGGACAGAGAGAGGAGCACAAGAGAUUCUGGCCCUUCCUAAUUGCCCCUCCCCCCCCCCCACACACACAGGCACCUGGAAACACUGGUUCCUAUUCUCUGGACUUCAGAGCCCAGAGGAGCUCUCCACCCCCAAAUCCCUACCACCCAGUUCCUGUCUCAUCCACCUUUCUGUUUAUACCUCCAGACUCCUGAAGCCGGAGCUAGGAGGAUGCUCCUCCCCUCUCCAAUCAUUUGGCAGGUGUGCAGUCCUAGAGCUACUUAAGUCUCCAAGCUACUGUACUGCUCAGCUGGCUGGGUUAAGAGCCAUAGGAGAAAAACCCCUGGCUCUGGGAGCAGGGGGGCAGAGUCAAGCAAAUCUCCCUGAAAGAACUUGGAAAUCCCAGUGCUCCCUUUUCCUUACCAUCCCUCUCUAU
Perognathus longimembris pacificus (Pacific pocket mouse) is the source of this 1648-nucleotide messenger RNA. RefSeq names its product RAB37, member RAS oncogene family (gene Rab37). Gene Ontology annotation, biological process: regulation of exocytosis; protein secretion. Gene Ontology annotation, cellular component: Golgi apparatus; endosome. Gene Ontology annotation, molecular function: GTP binding; GTPase activity. The record is from RefSeq and is a predicted model, not a curated record. Bases 18 to 689 code for a protein of 223 amino acids. Lineage: Eukaryota; Metazoa; Chordata; Mammalia; Rodentia; Heteromyidae. The transcript has 9 exons.